ACUGGACUUCGAAAGUUGCUUCUUACUUCUUUGACUGCUGGGACAAGAUUGAUGACGGAUGAGGAUGCGAGUCUUUUAUCACGCAUGCGUAUCCUUUGAAGUUCCUUCAUCGUGAUGUACACAACCGAGGCUGAACAUGCCGUCAAAGCGCUGCUGAGUCGGGGUUUGUGUGUACACAUAGUUCAUCGCACGGCUGUGAAUUUAAAAACUCGUAGCGGCACAAUCAGAGGGUUACAAACUCAACGUACGGCUGUCGUGGAUUUAAAAACUCGCAGCGACACACCACAUUGCAGCUAAAGCGGUAUACUUAUUGGAUAUCAAAGACCUUUCAUCUCUGUGGUUGAUGUUACUGGGUGGUAACUCUUCAACAGUGAAAAGGCUUUUUGAGUACCAAGAAAGAGAUCAGGAUCCUCUGAUGAAAGUUGUCUUGGCUGAUGCUGGGGAAGAAGAUGUCACUGUUCAGAUUUCACCCAUGAGGUUUUAUGUAACUGACGAUGCUUUCAAGUACCUCCAUGGAUUAGAUGUGAAGGAAUUUGUCGAUGAAUUCCACCUCCUUCUGAAAAGAAGUCAGCUGAGGACAUUAGGCCCAUCAGAGGUUCCAAAAGCAAGGCACAGAAGCCAGUACAAGCAUACUCGUACUUUCUGGGAAGAAGUGGAGCUUCUUAGAAAUCUCCAUCCAGAGAAGGGGUUGCUGGGAGAAGAUGAAAUGCUCAACACAGCAGCUAAAGAAUGGAGACGGCAGGCAGAGUCUGCUUUGAAUGUUCAGGAAGGUCAUCUUGGAGGUCUGCUGAAGGAGGCAAUUGCAGUUGCGUGUCUCAGCCAGCGCUGUUUUCUUUGGGCCGAGUCUGUGACCAAGGCUUAUGCUUCCUGGAAGCUGAAGAACCAGAGCAACAAUAAAGUUAACCGUAUGCUGUUCGUGCAACUCCCAGGUCUACGAGACGAAGAGAUGGUGUUCCACCUGCUACAGUCGUUCAGGAGUGGGGAGCUGAACAAACUGGAGUUUAAUGAGAAGUUGAAGGAAGCAAAGGUAGCAGCAAGCAGAGGGAAAAAAAGACAGUUGCCAGCAUUAAAUGACUCAGAGACGGACUCUGGAAGUUUGAAAAGAAGAAAUGCCCUUCUUGAAGCCCGGAUCGUGACCCUCCAAAGAGAGAUGGCAGAUCUUAGAGACAAACUGAGAACACCCGAGACACCUGCAACGGAUGUUUAU
Saccostrea cuccullata (small rock oyster) is the source of this 1207-nucleotide messenger RNA. RefSeq lists its product as uncharacterized. The annotation marks the transcript as partial. Lineage: Eukaryota; Metazoa; Mollusca; Bivalvia; Ostreida; Ostreidae. The transcript is spliced from 9 exons. The record is from RefSeq and is a predicted model, not a curated record.